This is a messenger RNA of Miscanthus lutarioriparius, 909 nucleotides long. The record is from the annotation of a GenBank genome assembly. Lineage: Eukaryota; Viridiplantae; Streptophyta; Magnoliopsida; Poales; Poaceae.
AUGGCUACUGAACAAGAAUAUGAGAAAGAAAAACUAAACGAGAGGAUAGCUAAACUCUUUGGUGGUGUUGUUGUCAUUCAGGUAGGAGCACAGACAGAAACUGAGCUUAAGGAAAAGAAACUGAGGGUUGAGGAUGCCCUGAAUGCUACAAAGUCCUUGUUAGUUGAUAGUUUUCUAUAUUUGCAUGCAGCAGUUGAGGAAGGUAUUGUUGUCGGUGGUGGUUGUACCCUUCUGAGGCUUGCAUCAAAAGUUGAUGCAAUUAUAGAAACCCUUGAGAAUGAUGAACAAAAGGUUGGGGCUGAAAUUGUAUGGAAGUCCUUGAGCUAUGCACUUAAAUUGAUUGCAAAGAAUGCAGGUGUUAAUGGCAGUGUGGUUCUUGCCAAUGAGAACUUCAGGUAUGGGUACAACGCGGCUACAGGGAAGUAUGAGGAUUUGAUGGUUGCUGGUAUCAUUGAUCCCACCAAGGUUGUGAGGUGCUGCUUGGAGGAUGCUGCGUCGGUGGCGAAAACCUUCAUCACCUCUGAUGUCGUUGUGGUUGACAUCAAGGAGCCUGAGCAAGCACCUACUCCUGCAAACCCAAUGGGUGGUGGCUCAGGCGGGGAGGGGAGGAAGAGUUUGAGGGCUGGUGGGCGCCAUCAUGGGGGUGCUGUGGAGUCGCUGGUGAUGUGCAGCACCGGUGUCGUGGGUGUUGAUGACGAUGAUCACGAGAAGGAGGAUAGCGACGAGGAGCGGAUCGAGAUUGGGCAGCCCACAGACGUGCCACACAUCUCGCACAUCACCUACUUGAAGAUGAAGGAAAGGGAGUCACCAUCAAUGCGGUCUGGGCUCUGUGAACUAUUCAACCUAGCCAAAGAGGUGUCAAAACUACUGAUCAUCCAGUGUCCAACGAGAAGGUCCUACCUUGGAUGA